This is a messenger RNA of Contarinia nasturtii (swede midge), 9146 nucleotides long. RefSeq lists its product as uncharacterized. The record is from RefSeq and is a predicted model, not a curated record. Lineage: Eukaryota; Metazoa; Arthropoda; Insecta; Diptera; Cecidomyiidae. The transcript is spliced from 10 exons. The coding region runs from base 1563 to 4913 and encodes 1116 amino acids.
UCGCGAGGUUCAUUGAACAAGUCGUGUUUUUCUGGUGUAUUGUGAACUGUGCGCAUGCGCUCAACACAAUCGCACUGAUUUCUUCUCUUCUCUGUUUAAAUUUCGUUAGUUUUUUUUUCGCCUCUUCGAUUGUUUAUUACUUUUGAUGAUGAUUUUUUGCGUUGUUUUUAUCUCAUACAUUUAGCUCGUGAUUGGAUUUUUGUUUUUAGUGGUCGCUGGAAAUUUGAGAAAAAAAACCAAGCGUUUGUUCCUUAAAAUCAAGACAUUUUUUUUUAUGUUAACUAUUCUUGUGUUUAAAAUCAAUGUGCAGUUGCAAAAAUCAACACACUUCUUUUGUUUUUUUCUAAAACAAUAACAUUUUCUAAAGACGAAAAAUCUCACUUUUUAAAAAACGCGGACAAAAAAAUUCAAAACCGAUUAAGAAAGAAAGUGAUAAAAGUGUGAGAGAGUGUCGCUAUUUAUUUAAAUCCAUCCAUUGAAUAUCAAUCAAGUCAAUUUAAAACGCCAAUAUAGGAAAAAAAACAUUGACAUCGGCAUUCAGUUUGACAAAAAAAAAACAAGAAAAAAAACCGCAUAAUAAUACAGUAAACAUUCGUAAAUCUCCCAAAUCAACACAUACGCGCUCUGUUUUGAUUAGAAAUGAUCAGUCGAUGUUACUAGCUUACACAUCGCAUACGUGAAUUUUAUAGUUAAAAAAAAUAAAUAUAUUUCCUUUAGUUCGUGCGAGUGACUGAAUUACUUAGCCAUACUGUCACCAUUGCAAUACAUUUCGGGAAUUGAUAUUAAUCAUAGCUCAACGGUGUUUUAAUAUCAAAAUCGAACGGGAUAUAAAGAAACGAGAAAGACAAUAAAAAUCAACGGCUUUUGCAGUGGCAACAGUACUAGGUUUGAGCGCAACUGGAGAAUACAGCGUUUACGUGUGGAGAAAAAACUCGUCAGCUAAUUUGCGCCAACAAUUUUGAAAAGUGGCUCCUUCAGCCAAAAUAAAAUAUAUAAAAAACGAAACGUAACGUAGGAGAGAAACGAUUUUGACUAUAUAAGCCACUUCAGUACGAGUUCAUAUCAAAAGCCAACCAAACAGACCAGUAACAACUCGUUAUUGAAUAAAAUGUAAAGUGGUUACGAAUUGAAUUGAACUCUGAAUACACACACAGUCACAAAACAAAAUGAAAAACACGAUGCCGGUAUAUAUGAUUCCAUGAAGAGAUUGCGAUUUUUUCGAGGACCAUAAUCAACGUUAUAUAUUGAAUCAACGAAAUUUAUUCACCGCGAAAAUUCAACCGGCAUAAAAAAAGACGAUUUCCAAGAACAUAAUAGUUUAGUGCAGACAGUGUUGUUUUGCCGACGAAGCCAAAUACAACUCAAGGAAAACAAGGAUAGAUAGUAAAUGAUUGAAGCUAAUACAUAUGCAAACAACAAAAACAAAAAAAAAACUUGCACAAAUAUUGGCAGUUGAAUAAUUGUGUUUGGUUCGCAUUUGUGAGAAAGCUUUUGAGCUUGAUCAUUGUUUGUCUUAAUUUAUUGAUAAGUGUAUGUAGUGUAUAGAUACACAAUUAAACAGGAUGAAAUCGACAAGCGUUCAUUUCUCGCUAGCUUUAGUAUUAGCACUAGGAAGUGCGUGUUGUUGUACAGCAGCCGAGCACGCAACACAAGCGCCAUCCAAUUUAGUCACGCAAACGGUUUACGGAUUUUUAGAUUUUACGACGACCAUUGGUAAUACGGUAAUGGUAUUUUCACCACAAAGUGCUCCACCACCAGAACCACCAAAAUCGACAACCACCACAAAUGCUCCACCGAAAACAAUACAGCCGGUGAUUGAGACAAAACCGGUGAUAGAAACGACAUCAAAGCCGGAAAUUAAACCUACAAAACCAGUGGCCAAGUCAACGAAGCAAUUGUCUAGUGUUGUUCGUGUCGUCGCAGCAAAUCCGGUGAUCACACCACAAAAUGCACCAGUUAAACCAGCAACAUCAAAAGUGCAAAUUGUGUCCAGUCACGUUGAAGUGAUUGAUGAUGAGAACAGCAAAAAAUUACCACCAUUAUCACCACCAAAAUCGGUUGUACAUGUUGAAGCCAUUGAUGCUGGUGGCAAUGGAGCCAAUUCACGUGAAUAUUCAACGAUUUUGCCGAGUCGCGUUGAAGUCGUUGGCGGUGUCUCGCCAUCCGAAUCGAGCAUCGUUGAGAUUCAUACCAGCGAAGAUUUGGAUCAGCUGACACCAGUCGAGAAUAACAUCAACGAUCCGGAAUAUGAAUUUUUAUCGAGAGAACCAAGUGAACUUACCGAAGAAACAUAUCGGUUGCCCGCCAAUAAUAAAAUUCCAAAUUCAAAAUACAAUCUUAAAUCACGUACCAUUCAAGAUCAUAAUAAUGGUAAUAAUAAAAAAGUGCAUCCAUCGCAGGUAGUAGCAGCACAGCCACGUAGUGAUGAUAUUCAUCCAACCGGUUUGGUUACGAAAUUAGGUGGCACGGUUGUCAGAGAUGGUGUUACAACUGUGCAUGAAACAAGCGUUCUUGGUACAUAUAUAUCCGGUAAAUAUGCACAAGUUUUGCAAAGCACAUCUCACAUUUACAAUGGUAAUGGUAAUAAGGCAAAAAUUGCACCAACACAUUCGUUGCGUGUAUUAAAAACGGCCGCACCGCAUAUUCCCAAGAAAACGCAUGUGGUUGAAUCGACAUCGGCUGCAAAGCAACACCAACAACAAUCGGCUUCCGUUGAAAGCGAGGAAGUUGAUGAAAUUUAUGGCAGCUCAGCGAAACAAAAUCUCGUACGGAAUUCAAGACGUCCGGCCGUUUCGUCAAACACUUUUAAAAAUCGUUUCCGUAGCAAUCGACCAUCGUCAUCGUCGUCCGCACAAAAAGAUGAUGUCGAAUAUAGCGAUGGAUCAGCAUCAGUUGAAGUUACAACAGCCGCCGCUGUCACGGCAUCGUAUAAGAAAAAUCGCACCAUAAAUAAAUCACAAAAAAGCGGUCGCUUCAAUCGACCAGCAUCCGGAAGUGUUGAAGUAACAACGGUGUCGGCUGUAUUAAGCGAACCAACGUCGACUGCAUACGUAAAUCGUCGGAAUAAAGCUAACCGCUUUAAGCCACAAAAUGCGCCGCUAAAAGAAACAAGCGUACAACAACACCCGCAACAGCAACAGCAACAGCAACAGCAACAGCAAAAUUCAAACAAUGACGGAAUCUACACCCGACGUUUCAAGCCAAAAAUUCAACCGGCUGCAGUCGAACAACAAGAUCAAACAACAUCCAGUUUUUAUAAGUUUAAAUUAAAUCGUCAACCAGGUCGUUGGCAAUAUAAAACUACACCAAAACCGCGAGUCACAAUCAGAAAGCAGAAUUCAGAAGAUUUACAACCGCAUGUUGAGUCCAUGACACCAACAAUACAUGAAUCGUCUGCAUAUCAUGGUGAACAAAAUGACGAAAGCAGCCAUCACGAAUCGGGAGAUGUAGAAGAACGAGUUGUUGUGUCCGAAUCACAGUCUGGCACCGAAACCGAUCUUGAUUCAUCUGGUUCGGUUAAUGGUGAUGUAUUGGACGAUAGUGAAACAUUGGACAAUGCAAUUGUUAGCAAAAAAUUGCCCAUUGAAACAUUAAAAGUGGAAAUUUCAACGCCAGCCGAUUUUAAGGAUACCUACUAUGAAAUUGCAACCAUCAAAUCACCAUACACCUAUCAAGUUGGAUCUGUGCGAAAUACACGAUAUGUCACGGUAACAUCAACAUUUGAAAAAACAUUAGAUCCCGAACCAAGUGUCACAUCAUCAAUUAGCGGUCCAUUAACGGAAAAUAUUCUGGCUACAACCGCACACUAUGAUCGUGAUAAUAAUUUAUUGGAUUCAAGCAUUGCUACAUUGCCGCCGCUCAUUUUAGCAUCUGACAUUGAAACACCGCCACUUGAAACUCUAACCGAAACAUUUAGCACAACACAAACAAUGUUAAAGACACACAUAUUACCGGUACUGCAUCAAGGUGGUGGCAAUGCAACUAGCUACACACUCACACAAACUUAUUUGGUAACGCGUCUAGUGACGGCCACAAAAACGCUACCACCAAUGGAUGCUUAUCAUUUUAAUCCAACAAAAGCACUAAAGGAAUUCAAUAGUAAAUUAGAUGAGGCCGGAUCCGAAUUGAAUUUGGAAUUGGAUUUCGGUGAUGAUAAUGAGCACGACGACGAAGACAUUGUACGACAUGAAUUGCCCGACGAUUUGGAUUUGGCCAAUAUUGGUUCAUCAUUUGAUUUAUCCGAAGUGGAUAAAUCAAACAUUCCAGAAGGUCAUUUGAGACCAAAGAAGAAAAUUUCAACAAAAAUACCAAACGAACAAUCAAUCACGCCAUCGCUUGAAAAAUACCAACAACAUCAAACAUCGUCGGCAUUGAUUGAUCCCGUAAUGCAAAGUUUGAGUGCCGAGCAAUUGGCAUUGUUGCGGAUAUUGAAUCCAGCUGCAGCCGCCCAAUUUCCAAGCAUAAUAACCACAUCAAAGCCAAUCGUUAAACUUGAAACCCUGUAUGAAUCGCAUACGAUUCCAAUAUUCAAUGGUGUAUCAACAACAUUUAGCACAAUAUCACGACCUGUUGCAACUGUAAGCAAAACAGAAUAUGAGAUUGGUACAUCGGUGUUGCCUCAGUUACCUCAGUUGCCAAUACCGCCACCAAUCAAUCCAAUAUUUCAGCAACCACAACAAUUCCAAAUUACAACAGCUCCAAUCGUAACACAAACUAUGGUCACCGAAACACGAAGCAAAAUCUUGAAAUUAACAUUUGGCGCAAAAACAGCAUAUACGACACUUUUUUCAACGAACGUUGUACCAACCAUAUUAACCACUUACGUAACACAAUCUUUACCAAUCGUACAACCAACAGCUGCAUUCCCCGGAUACUUUCCAGCUCCAUACGCACAAUUUCCAUUCGUCGGUUAAUCACAUUCAAUUUAUGUAGUCAGCAAAAGAGUGAACGAAUCAAUAGAUUCGCAAAUAAGGAAGAAUGCAGGAGAUGAAUAGAGAGAGAGAGAGAGAGAAAUAGAUUUGCUAAAUAAUACAAAUUUACAAUGUUCGUGUUAGCCAAAUUUAUUUUCAAUCAACACAUUCCAAUUUUACUAUAUUUUGUAAUUACAUUUGCUAUGUGGCCGAAAUCUGUCAUAAUCUGAUACGAAUUUUACCUUGUAUUUCGUUAAACAAACAUUCGACACCCAUGACCGAAAUAUUGUUAGUUUGGUCAGAAAAAGUGAUUGGGGUGUAAUUGUAAAAGUCUAUUAAUGUAGGAGUAAACCGCUACAAACAACCCAUCACCAUUCAAUUUUAAAUUCUAAUCAUUUUAAUUUGCAUUUUUUUUUAAUAUUUGACAUUUAAUUGUUUUCCGAGACACCAAUUGGGUGAAAAGUCUCACACAUUCGCCAACUUCAUUCACUCAAAAAAUUCUUAAAAUCCAACUUUAUUUAUUUUUGUGUCCUACCUAUUUCGUUCCCUCUCUCUUUCUUAAUACAGUGCACGAAUUUCGUGCAUCAAAAUUUGAAUUCCUAUUUGAAUAGUAAUUUGUCACUGAAUAAAUUUAUCAUUUUACCCUCCAACAUUUUAUUGCAUAGCGUCAGGCGCUUUAUGGAUAUAGACAUAGCUAAAGCCGAUGGCAUAAAUAUGAGUCGUGGUUUUUAGCAUUGAAUCGCGAGUAAAUGUUAUGUUAUAAUACAUUUUGUUCUUUCUGUUUUUUUUUUUUUCGUUUCAUUUCAUUCCAUUUCGCAAUUUUUUUUUUUAGAUAGUAUAAGUGUAAAUAAAAUAGAUUUUCAUGGGUGCUUUUCGGUGCUACUUCUAUUACUUCAUUUUAAUUCCUUCUCUUCACAUAUAUUCUUGUGAGUUCAAGCAUUUGUUUUGUACACAAUAUCUGGAGAGUAAUAGAAAUGUUAAGCGAAAAAUGCUGGAAAAACAAUUUCAUACAUUAAUAUUGUGACAGUGGAAUGCUCACAAAUGGGAAGAGAAAUCAAAUUAUUCGAAAAACUUUUUUUUUGAUGUUGUUGCGCCAAACAACAACAAGAAGGGGAAAAAACUAAAUUGACAACGAAAUAUCUACGUUGAAAGUUGCUGCCGAUUUCAAUUCCAACAUAUAAAAUAAUACAUAAAGAUUUACUCGAUUGUCUUAAUAUGUUUCGUUGCGUGUGUCGACAAUGAAUCGAGAUAAAGAAGAGAGAUGUUUUCAUGUCAUUUCAAGCAUUUUCUUUUUGUCACUACAAUGAAAUACACAAUCACUCGGCGAUAUUCUGUUUAUUCGGUAAAGUAAAUUUGCACGUUUGUUUUUCACAAUGAAUCGUACAUAUCAAAAUUGUAUCGCUUCAGAUUUUCUACAUGUUGCUGAGAUGCUAUUCUUGCUCGUUUUUUUUUACACGAGUGUCUCUUGUUCCAUUUGUUUUCUCCUUACUCACAUCGCUCACACUAUUCAAUCGUAAUAUUUUCCAUUCCUAUUGACAACACACAAACUCACACUCACACACUUACACAUGUACGUGGCAAAGUGAAAUUCAAUGAGCUGAAAACAAUUUAGCAUCCGCACAUUGUUGUGCAUUGCGCUCGCGAUUGCUUGCCGGAGCAUUCCUUCAGAUCCCGAACGAAAACGACAAGACAAAAAGAAUGAUGUGCCACAUAUAUAGUGUACAAACAACAGCGAUGAAUUUUGAUUUAAUAUUAUCGUUCCUAUUAUGUCAAACGAUUGAGUUCGCAGUCACUGUCAUUUUAUGAAGCAUAAUAAUCAUAUUCAUCGUGAAAUAUAUAUUGUAUACAUAAAUCGCAUGGCGUACUCUUAAAAAAACUCAUUGUAUUGCUCAUACACGUUUAUUUGAUGAGCGCUCGUUCGUUUUUUUUUUUCAAUUUUACCAAAGUGCUGAUAUUCAUUUCAUCUGAACUGAAGACCUUAUAUCGGAGCUGGGACUUUGAUGAACAAAUAUUCUGGAGAAAACAAGGGAAAAAUCAAUUAAAUAAUGGAAGCAUUAAAAGUUAACAUUUUUCGAUCGUUUCCACUUGCUGAACUGGCGAAAUCGAUUUCAUACACUUUCCUAUGUAUGCAUACCACCCAGUGACUCGACUUCUCUGAAUACGUAUUAUGGAAAAGUGGAUUCACAAUCAUUAUUACCAACCUCAUCACUUUUAACAUCGGUCCCCUUUUGCACUCGUGUGUUUAAACAAACGCCAUUAUUUUUAUGAUGUGCUUCCCGAGGCAAAAGAAAACAGAGCAAUGAAGACCCCAGAAUGGCAAAGUAUUUUUUUCUUCUUCUUCUCACAAUGAUGGAAAAUAGCGGCAGUGUGAAAUAGAUUUAUAUUACAAAUACGUCGAACGCGUCGAAGAAUCAUAGAACGAAUCGAAGACGUUAUAAAACGAGCAAUUUAAAUGUGACAAAAACAGCAGUGAACAUUUUUCAGUGUAAAAGACACACAAUAUAUACAUAAAGCGACGAAGAAACAAACAAUCGACGGUGAGAGGAAAAGUUAGAAUGUAUCCAAUUGUUUAAAACGUUUUCUUUUUAUUUUGAAUCAUUUUCCUGUCAACACACAUUUUUGGAUGAUGAUUUUCAUGUCAUAUCCCUUUUUUCAACAUAUGCAAACAUAGUUUGUCCCUUUAUCUCUUCACAGUUUGAUCAAAUCAAAUGAUUACCAUUAUCAUUUAUUUUUUAUUUAGCAUUAAUUUAAAAUGUAUAGACCAUAAGUAUUGGUAUUUUUAAAUUAUUCCAGUGUGUUUUAUUACACGCAUCCAUCCAAUAUAUUGAACGGGGCUGAAAAAAAAUUGUGCAGCGUCAACAUAUAACCAGCCAUUUAUUUCCAGCCAAUGCUUAAAUCAAUUUAGAUUAAGCGCAACAAUGCAUAUUGGUGUUAAAAUGUACUGGCCCAACACGUUCAUGCUGCACACAGUGAGAGAGAAUGGGCGGGGGCAAUGGAACGAAGAAAGGGGGAAAGAAUGAUGGAGAAUAUGGAAAAUAGAGAAUGAAGUGAUACCACGCUUGAAUUGAACGGAAAUAGAAAAUUUGUUAAUAGAAAAUUGAACCAUCACAGCGGAAAAUACGUGAUGAAUUCUUGUUAGUGCCUGCAAAUAAUUUCUGCUAGAUAAUCUCUAUUCAACAAAAUCGGCUUUCUAACACAUACACACACAAUCACUAGCGUAUGGCAAUUGCAUUUUACUUCCUUCUUCUUUCUCAUUCUUGAUGUUUCUGCUUCUUCUUUUUCUUUCGUUGUUUCUCUUCACGUGUAGAAAGUCACGCAUUCUCUCUAUCUAUCUCAAAUUGGUUGAAAAACAUAUUCUCAAUCUCAAUCCCUCUUUCACCCCGUACGUGUACACAUUCCAAAAUCGAUUCGAAUAAUGCCUACUUUAGCCUAUGCAAUAAAUACGGUUUGCAUAAACAGCGACACACAAUAGAAUAAACUAAAUAGCCGUUUAGUUCAACUACAUAUGUAAGGAAAUAGAUUGAAAGAGUAAAAAAAAACAGCAAAUAAAUUUACGUAAAAUUAUUCCAUAGACGCCGGUGUCAUUAAUCAUUUUUUUAUUAUUCCAAUUUAGUUGUGUGUAUGUGCGUGCGUUUUUUUAUAUGAAUGCAUAUACUUUAUUUUGCGUCAGUUUUUAUUAUUGGUCGGGCGUCUUCCAAUGCGUAAAAAAAAGUAUUCGAUUUCGAGUGUGUAAUGAAUGACGAGCCAGAGAAAGAGAAAAUAUUCGAGGCUAUAAACUAUGAACGAGAAAUGGCACAGCACAAAUCGACACGAAACAAAAGAAAAAUUGAGAAUACAAACAUAAAAUCAACGGCUGCACUGUGUGUCGUGCUGGUUUUCCCUCUUUCUGUGUAUUAAAAGUUAUUCGAAUUGUAAAAUUUCUUAAAAUCCCAUAAUACCGCAUACACAUUUUACACUCUUUCCGACCUGUCAAGUACACAAAUUUAUAGCCCAAUUCGUCUGAAUUCCACCGAAAUCGAAUUUCAGUUGAGAACGAAAAAAAAAAUUACGAAGCUUAAAAAACACCGAAAUCUACAGCAGAUAUACACACGCACACAAAUACAAACGCAUAUACUGACGCAUAAUAUAUGCGGAAAUGAAGCUCUAAAUUAAGUUUUGUACAUUUUAGAUAAUAACUUAACUAAAUUGUGUCCUUUUUUAUACGAAAUAAUAAAUAAAAUUUAAGCAUAAAACCAA